GGAGGAACCUUUCAGUACAAUAACAAUUGUACUUUAGUCAACGAAAAAUCACCUGUACCUAUGACAGACCUGUUCCGGCACUUUUUCGAACUCGAAGACACAAAUGGAACAAUGUUAUAGUGGGGUUUGUCAAGAUAAUACCUAUCGUGUAAACACAAAUCAAACUAACACAUGGCAAGUUUAACGUUUUAAAUGUUAACUGCGAGCAAAUUACCCAAGCACACUCGGAUAUAGGCCCAGCCUAUAGCAUUUACCGGUGCCUAUCGCAUACCGCACGGCCGACAAUCUAACUUCUUUUUGUUAUGUGUUGCACCAAAGAAAAUGAGCCAAUCCCUUUGCGGCAUUGUCGUCAUGCCGCCGCCUCUAUGCAUUUUGGUGGUUUGCUGCUGAUGUUGCAGCUUUGUAUGCUCUCGCAACUUUGUCAUAGUUUUUAUUAAAAUUUGCAUUGUACUGAAGCCUUAAAUUAGGAGUACGAUACGAUGGUAGUUCCCGUUGUUGGAUAGAUAUCAAGCUGUGGGUAGCUAUCGAGCCAGCCAAUGUGGAUAUAUUUACAAAGGAACACUUAACUUGCUACCUACGCACAGCGACUGGGAAGUAAUCCAGGUGGACCGAAUUUUGCGUAUUCCAGUGGACAAACGAGGAGCCUUGAGUGUAACCAUCCGAGAUGACGGCAAAAGAAACCGUAUAGUGAAUAAUAAAAUAAUAAAUAAAACAUUUUAAAAAGUUUGUUGAAAGCUACAAACUAACGUUAUACCACAACAGUGGUAUAAAUAGCCUAGCCUACACUAAUUGUUACAUUCGAGGUGCGGAUAGCGAACGCACACACUUGUUGAAUAACGUUACUGCAAAAGGAAACUUUACUAGUUGAGUGUUUUUAGUAUGUCGGCGGGUAAAACCUUGCCCUAUUUUGAAAAGCGAACUAUUGUUAGCCAGGGCUAACUAUUCUAAAAUUAAAACUUUAACACCUGAAUGGAGAGGAUGGGAUACGUUUCCCGUUGGAAUGGAAGAUAAUAGUUAUUAAGAUAUUGUAUAUUGAUUCAUGGGAUGAGCAGUAGUGUUACUGUUCUUGUAAUGUACGUGAGCAUAUUUUAAGGCAGUAUUUUUUGGGAGAUGAAUUACAGAAACUGGUGCUUCUGAUUCCAUUUUUUUAUUCUUGAAAUGAGUGAUCGGUGUAACUUAACCGAGGCAUCCGGGGAAUUUCGGAAGUAAUAUUAUUACACCUCUCUGACUGUUUCGGUCUACGUGCACUAAUUACAUUUUGGAAGAAAAAACCAAUACAUUGACCCACAUCAUGGCAAGUGCCCUUGCCUCAAGAAUGGGUCUUAAUUCUUGGAGGAGAAAACAAGCAAAGUCGUUCAACGUAAAAAUCGUUACAAUGGAUGCAGAAAUGGAAUUCAAUUGUGAGAACAAAUGGAAAGGGAAGGACCUCUUCGACCUAGUCUGUCGGACUGUGGGCCUCAGAGAGACCUGGUUCUUCGGCCUCCUGUACAACGUGGAGGACACUGUGGCCUGGUUGAAGAUGGACAAGAAGGUCUUGCAACACGACAUCCCUAAAGAGGAGCCCAUAACCUUGCACUUCCUGGCCAAGUUCUACCCUGAGAAUGCGGAGGAGGAGCUGGUACAGGAUAUAACUCUGCACCUGUUCUUCCUGCAGGUGAAAAAGAAGAUUCUGGAAGAAGAGAUCUACUGUCCCCCCGAGGCUUCCGUCCUGCUAGCUUCCUACGCCGUGCAGGCUAAGUAUGGAGACUAUGACCACAAUGUCCAUAAGCCAGGCUUUCUGGCUCAGGAGGAACUGCUACCGAAGAGAGUGAUACACCUGUACCAGAUGACUGCGGAGAUGUGGGAGGAGAGAAUAACAGCCUGCUACGCAGAACACAGGGGGAGGAUGAGGGACGAGGCGGAGACGGAGUACUUAAAGAUAGCCCAGGACCUGGAGAUGUAUGGCAUUAACUACUUUUUCAUUCGGAACAAAAAAGGGACGGACCUCCUGCUCGGGGUGGAUGCCUUGGGCCUGCACAUAUACGAGCCUGAGAACAGGCUCACCCCCAAAAUCUCCUUCCCCUGGAACGAAAUCCGCAACAUCUCCUACAGUGACAAAGAGUUUGCCAUCAAGCCACUGGACAAAAAGACAGAUGUUUUCAAGUUUAACUCCUCAAAACUAAGAGUCAACAAGCUGAUUCUCCAGCUGUGCAUCGGGAACCAUGACCUAUUCAUGAGGAGGCGCAGGGUGGACUCCCUGGAGGUGCAGCAGAUGAAGUCCCAGGCCCGUGAGGAGAAGGCCCGCAAGCAGGUGGAGAGGCAGCGUUUGGUACGGGAGAAGCACCUGCGUGAGGAUGCAGAGAGAGCGAGGGAUGAGCUGGAGAGGAGGUUGAUGCAGCUGCAGGAUGAGGCUCAGAUGGCCAACGAUGCCCUGAUGCGCUCGGAGGAGACGGCCGACCUGUUGGCGGAGAAGGCCCAGAUCGCCGAGGAGGAGGCCAAGCUCCUGGCCCAGAAGGCAGCGGAGGCGGAGCAGGAGAUGCAGCGCAUCAAGGUCACCGCCAUCCGCAGCGAGGAGGAGAGGCGGCUGAUGGAGCAGAAGGUUCUGGAAGCCGAGAUGCUGGCCCUCAAGAUGGCCGAGGAGUCCGAGAGGAGGGCGAAGGAGGCGGAGCAGCUGAAGCAGGACCUGCAGGAGGCACGAGAGUCGGAGCGCCGGGCCAAGAGCAAGCUCCUGGAGAUCACCAGCAAGUCCGCCUACACGCCGACAAAUUUAUCAGCCAAUGCCAUGCCCCCCGACGUGCCCAACUUCAGCUUCAGUACGGAGAACCUCUCCUUCGACUUCAAAGACACGGACAUGAAGAGGCUCUCCAUGGAGAUCGAGAAAGAGAAAGUGGAGUACAUGGAGAAGAGUAAGCACCUGCAGGAGCAGCUGAACGAGCUGAAGACGGAGAUCGAGUCACUCAAACUGCGGGAGCGCGAGACGCCUCUGGACGUCCUGCACAACGAGAACACGGAGAAGGGCACCAGCAAGCAGAGCAACUUCAAAAAGCUGACCCUACAGAGCGCCAAAUCCAGGGUGGCUUUCUUCGAGGAGCUGUGAACACCUGAAAGAGACGUGUGUGUGUGUGUGUGUGUGUGUGUGUGAGCGUGGGUGUGUGUGUGUGUGUGAGAGUGAGCACGAGUGUGUGUGUGUGUGUGUGUGUGUGUGUGAGAGAGAGAGAGAGAGAGAGAGAAAGAGAGAGCAAGAAAGAUAGUGUGUGUGUGUGUGUGAGAGAGAGAGAACAAGAAAGAUAGUGUGUGUGUGUGAGAGAGAGCGAGCGUGCGAGUGUCUGUCUGUCUGUCUCUCUGUCUGUCUGUCUGUCUGUGUAUGUGCAUGCGUGCGUGUGAGUGAGUGAGUGAGUGUGCACAUUUGUGUAUGACUGACUGAAGAACAUUGCUUACAAGAAGCCUGGACUGAACUCUACUGGUCUUCUGGGAAAAUAUGGACACUCGCCACUGGAGGUGAACGCUGUCAAGUGUAAAGUUUACAUUCAGAUUGAAGGACCCUGUUACAAUCUCUCAAGAUUUCUGGAGUGCUACCCUUAAAAGGUGUUCAACUCUUUUAGCAAUGGAGUGUAACAUUCUGCUACAAACAGGCAGUGCAUUAAGCCCUUCAGGACUGAGAGUGGGUCUCUGGACCGGUACUGACAUGAAGGAGCAGUUUUUACUUUCCUGCACUGCGUCUUUCGUUAGGCUGCUGUGGGUGAAACAACGUUUUAUUAUUAUUAUUAUUAAAAAUGCAGUUAUUUUUUAUUUCUGGUGAUGUGAAGGUUUACUGAACUUGUCUAUCUUUUUCUUUGAAAGUGAUCAAUGUGAAGAGUAUUCAGAAAUAAAUUGCCUUGAUGUUUGCAUUAAAUAGUCAAAAGAU
Molecule: messenger RNA, 3883 nt
Organism: Conger conger (European conger)
Lineage: Eukaryota; Metazoa; Chordata; Actinopteri; Anguilliformes; Congridae
Gene: nf2a
Product: NF2, moesin-ezrin-radixin like (MERLIN) tumor suppressor a
Exons: 16
Coding region: 1292-3076 (594 amino acids)
Biological process (GO): regulation of cell shape; positive regulation of protein localization to early endosome; regulation of gliogenesis
Cellular component (GO): adherens junction; cytoskeleton; apical part of cell
Molecular function (GO): cell adhesion molecule binding; actin binding
Source: RefSeq, a predicted model, not a curated record